CCAAAUCCCGAAGUUGGAGGGUGAGUGACAAACCAUUGCCAACGCCCUAUCACUCACUUCGGUUCCAAGUCCUUCACGCCAUCACCGGUGCCUCCCCAAGCCAGGUACACGUACAAACAUAGCUUCUAGCUCUGGUCUCAUUAGCUGCAAAAUCACUGACACUACCCUCUCGGUACGGUAUUGUGUAGGACGGUGCCCCAACCCGAAACCGAAACCGAAACCCGUCGCCGUUGAACGAGCUGCAUGAAACCACACGAAUUCUAUGCAUUGACAGGCGCGACCUUCACCCUCCUUAGGUUGUCCCAGCAAACGAGCGCUUGUUGCCUUCUCACUCGGACUCGAUUGUGAGUGAACUGCCGGGCACCACGCGGUGCAGAUCUGUUCCCAAAGCACACCGGACAAGGAUCCUCCUUCCAGCUCGACCGGGGUAUCUCAACACCGUGACAGCAUGAAUGUUGGUUGAGAGCUGAGUGGCAAUCAGCGACAUGUCCGGCGAGCACCACUAAGAUACAGGUUGACUACUGGGGCUGAAUUCAUCACCAGCGUCAAUGGAUGUUUCUGCAACCUGCAGGAACCCCUGCACGACUCAAGAUAGUCAAAUCCCAAUCACAACCGACUCCGCUGACCGGCAAGCCAGGGCUCUGAUCGAGUCACAAUCCAGCCAUUGCAACAAUUGGCGGAGUUCAAAACCAAAGUUCAAGCCAUGACCCAUCUGCCUUCCGCCUUGGAACCGCUCCCAACAUUCGGACGUUUUGUGAUUGAUGGAGAUACUCGCACUCCGCGUUGUCAUGGGCAUUUUCCAGUUCAGAGAACUUGCCCAACAGAAAGGGAGAAAAAAAGAGGUCGUGCCGGGGAACUCACCGCGGACCAACAACCCGAGCGCUCUAAGCGCUGGAAUGCAAAGCUAAGUAGGACCACAUGCCGAUGCCCCAUGCACUGCAUGUCGCAUACGAGUAGUUGCGGACGACCGGGUGCAGCGCCCUGGGAACAUGAGCUCUAGCCUCUGUUGAUCCAUUGCCGCCAGGGCCAUAACGACAUUGAGAGGAGAACCACCUGCCAGCUCUACUGGGGGACAAUCAAUGAAGGGGCUGAUGGCACAAGCACUGGUCCUUCUGCCACUACCCACUGCGAAAUGAACACAAAUGAGAUGGUGCGCUGCUGUGAUCUCGGUUAUCGAUUCCGGACUCGAGAUGCUUGGCUGGCGACGAGCCAGUGACCUAGCUAGACCCUCACUGGACAGGUAAAGGCCGAGUGCCCCAGAUGCAAACUUGCGGGCGCUGUUCAACAUGGCGGUCAUCCACCAUGUCCUGUCUCCCAUUUGAGAUCCUGAUAUGGCAACUGAUCAGCACUAUUGGGCUUCCACCAUCAUUAACACUAAUUGGACGCCACCUGAAGGACUCACGGCACCAAUGCUCCUCGAAGUUAUCAGAUGUUGAACCUGAACCGUUGACAAAUCAUAUGCUUCUCAGAUGGGCUAGAGUCCCUGAGCUAUUUGGCCUUUUCGCAGCAGAGCUUUACCCUAUUUCGAAACAAGCCUGCCGGUGCAUUACGUCGCCUCGUGCAAACAAAGUGGCGAGUGACACGACGAGCUUGCACGACCAUAGCUCCGAUUAGAUUCAAGACCCCACAAACAAACGGGAAGAAGUCAAUCUGAGCUAGAAGGUUGGCCAUCUACGCAGCUGCCCGACAUAGCUUAGGCAUCAAGUGACCCGAGAACCAAGUCUCGGCUUUCACAGACUCUCUUGUCCCUUACGACGACAACGACGACGAAUGCCCUCGUAUUUUAAGGCCCCUUGCCUGAUCCGACUUGUUACCCUUGUCAGGUCUUCUGCAGCAGUUGUUGGAGUCGGUCCCAAGGCCC
Molecule: messenger RNA, 1861 nt
Organism: Cladophialophora immunda
Lineage: Eukaryota; Fungi; Ascomycota; Eurotiomycetes; Chaetothyriales; Herpotrichiellaceae
Exons: 2
Coding region: 1261-1614 (117 amino acids)
Source: RefSeq, a predicted model, not a curated record